Molecule: messenger RNA, 609 nt
Organism: Acanthosepion pharaonis
Lineage: Eukaryota; Metazoa; Mollusca; Cephalopoda; Sepiida; Sepiidae
Source: the annotation of a GenBank genome assembly
AUGCUCGGCUAUCUAUCUCGGUCUGCUCAUUUUCUAUUCACAUAUAAUUAUUUUCACAGAUAUCUAACGCAGUCGUUAAAUAUCUUGGUUUUUGCUCUUAUCUAUCUAUCUAUCUAUCUAUCUCGUCCUGCACCACUCGUGUUAGCUGUUGUCAACUGUCUCGCCACUCGACUGCAUGCCCGAAACAAACGGCACAUUUCUAAGCUGAAUGCAUAUCUCGAAACGUUUUCUUUAUUUCUAUCUUGUUUUAUUUUUUCUUUUUUUUAUCUCCUAAUGUCUUUUACCUUUUCAUUUCUCUUUCUUUCUUUCUUUCUUUCUUUCUUUUUUUUCUUUCUUUCUUUCUCACCUAAGUCUGUUAAUAUCUUUCUUGUUUUACAUCAUUUCUUUGUUUGUUUCUUUCUUUUGUUUCUUUUUGUUUCUUUCUUUCCUACCUCAAUUCAUUUCAUUUUUUUUGACACACCAUUUCUUUCUUUCUUUCUUUCUUUCUUUCUUUCUUUCUUCAGUUUGUUAAUAGCUUGUUUUUGUUUUUUUUACUUUAGAUUAAUUUUAUUUUUUCCCGAGAAACCACUUUUCUUUCCUUUUACUUUCUUUAUUUCUUUCUUAUGUUAA